AACGAAAAAAAAACAACUUAAAUUGUCAUUGUCAUUGUCAAAGUCGUAUGAAGCCUUCGGAAACGAAGGCGCCAAAUUCUAUUCAUGAAUGUUAUUUUGUAUUUUACUUAUAAAGUAAUAAGGUCAGGUGUUAAGUUCCUCGUCAGCAAGUAUUUAAAUGCUUUAAGGCAUUAAAAAGUUAAAAUGUGAUUGAACACAUGAAACUUGUCGAAUAUUUCAAAAUGCAUCUUAACGAAGAACAUACAAUUUGCACAUGAUACGUAAGGUAUAAAAAUACUAUCUACGGCACAUCUUAACCAUUGUAUAAAGUUAUGUCAAUUUGUUUGGAUACUGUUUUUAUCGAAGAAGCAAAACAAGAAGCCGAAUCGUUUAAAAAUAUCAUAAAGCGCAAGGAUAGAGCUGUGUUGAGAUGCAGGAACAUUUUAAAGCCGAAGUGUGACGGAACGCUUAAGAGAAAACUUAAAAAGUACAAGCUCAGGAAAGAUGGAGUGGAAGAUCAAGAAAUUAUAGAUGUAUCACAAACAUUCAUUACUUCAUUAAUCAUCAAGUCACCUAAUAACGAAAUGAGUACCACUACUGGUGUAAAAAGUAACUUAAAGCCGUCCAGAGUCAAGCAAAGUUUUAUAAUGCAUAGGCGAAAAAAAGAUUUGCACACAAAACCUGAUGAGCUUGAUCCAAAAACUAUAAGUCCUACACAUUCUCUAGAAUCUAAAAAUCAAACAGAUGCAUUUAAAGUUCUAAUGGAUUCACGCAAUAAAGUAAUAGGAUCUAAUUCACCAGGCAAAGAAAGGAUUUUAGAUGAAAAUGAAUUACAAGAAGUUAUUGAAAAGAAAGAGCUCAAAGUUAGAAGGACUUUGUCACUGAAAAAAAUGGCUCAGGCUAAAGGGGCCUUACAGAAGCAGGAACAGGAGGAAUCUAGAGAAAAAUACCUUAAAAAAGAAAUGGCAAAAAGAGCAGAAAGGCUAAGAAAUAUGAUAGCAAAACCUGAUUCAAAUUCAAGUAAAAAUGCCCAUGAGAAGUCCCUUCCUGAGCCACAAGUUGAUAAAUUGAAUCAACCUCUGAAGUCUGAAAAUGGUGUUAAAAAGAUAAGCGAAUCUAUUAACAAUUCUAAAUCAUUUCCUAAAUCUAGUUUGUCAGAUAGUACUCUUACUAAUAAUAUAUCUAAAGAAGAAGUGGAGUUUUUGAACAUAUUGUCACCGUCCAUUAGAAAAAAAGAAAAUAUGCUUUGUUAUUUCAAUGUAGUCACAAAAGAAAUUGAAUGUGAAUCUGUUGUUAAUGAAAGUGAUAAUGAUAGGGUAGAUGAACAAGCAAUUAUUAAAGUGAAAAUUACAUCGAAAAGUAAAAAGAAAAAGAAACAAGAAAAGAAUAUUGAUGAUAUAACUCCAGUUUUGAUUAUUGAUAGUAAUGAUGAUACACAAAAUGUUAUAUUACCAACUAAUAAAAUUGAGUGUAAGGAAGGUGACAGAAAAAAGCGAAAAAGAAAAAAACAUGUCAAUGAAAGUGAACUUGCUAGCUCUCUGGAAGUGUCAUCAACUGAUUCUAGACCUAAAAGAAAUAUCAAAAAACCAAUUAAGUAUGAGGAUGCUGUAUCAAGUUCAGAUGAAGAAUUCCAUAUUUUCACACCAAAAAAGAAAAAAGGCUCAAUAAGUAAUAUUGAACAAAUGAAAAUUAUUAGCAAUGAAGAUACACUAGGAGUGAAGAAUAAGACAACUAAAUGUAUAGAACAAUAUCCAAAUAAAACAUCUAAAAAAAAGAAUACUACCUCAUCAAGUAUACCAGUUAAAAAGCCAUUAAAAUUAGCCCCAAUAUUUACUCCGAAACCUCAAUUGACUGCAGAGGAGCUAAAAGCUAAACAAGAAUUUCUUCAUAGUGGAAUUCCAAAUCAUGUAAAGAAAAACAAUAAACAACAAGUGACUAGGACAUCAAGUAGUAAUAGUUUUCUACCAGUGGUUCAUAUUCAACAGAUUGAACUAAAUCAUGAUACAAAAAGCACCAUACUUUCAUUACCAUUGUUAGAUUCCGACCUUGUAAUGGACAACACUAAUAUAUCAUCUGAUUUCUAUAAAAACUUACUAAUGUUAAACACUAAUAAUGAGUAUGUUAAUACAUUAGACAUUAAAAACAAUGUUAAAACAUUAUUAAAAACAAUGAAGAACCAGUAUUCAAAAUUUCCUGUUUACCGCACCUAUAAUUCUUUAAAAGCUAAAAGUAGAGGAGAAAUUGGAGAGCCACAUUGUAAUUAUUUAGAUAAUAGUGUUGAAAUAAUCAAUGGUAUAUCAGAUGCAUGUAGUGACAAUCCGGAUAAAUUAAAAUGGACAGAUAAAUAUAAGGCAACAUCAACAAAACAAAUAAUAGGAAACUUCGAAAGUAUUAAAGAACUGAGGAAAUGGUUGAUAUCUUGGACUGAAAAUUAUGUACCAGAACAGAAAGAUUCCGAUUCAUCUGACUUUUGCUAUUCAGACACUGACAGCGGAGAUGUUAAAAGAAUGAGGAACAAUCUGCUUAUUUUGACUGGAAAGACAGGUAGCGGAAAAACAUCCAGUGUUUAUGCUGUUGCAUCUGAGUUAUCAAUUAAAGUUAUUGAAGUUAAUGCCAGUAGUAAAAGAACAGGUAAAAUAAUGCUGCAAGAUUUACAGGAAGCAACACAGUCCCAUAAAGUAAACAGACAGAGGGAUGGCAUUGAAAGUUCUCAGAAGUCAGUAGAUGUUGAAGCUAACAUACCACAGAUUAAAAAACGUGGGAGACCUAAAAAGCAGACUCUUGAGAAUUUAUCUCAGAAGUCUAUUUCUUCAAAGAAAGACUCAAAUAGUGAACCAUUUUCAAGUCAAGAAAGUAUGAGGACUGUUAUGUCUCUUAUUUUAAUUGAUGAUGCUGAUAUAGUUUUUGAGCAAGAUGAUGGAUUUUGUUCUGCAAUAGCACAACUUGUGCAUAGUUCUAAACGCCCAGUUAUUUUAAUAGCUGAAUCAGUGAAUUGUUCCCAUCUGCAAAAAUUCUUGAAAUACAGCCAAGUUAUAAAUCUGCAACCUUUCCUACCCAGAAUGCUUGGGACAUGGCUAGAUAUUAUGUGUUUAGCUGAUAGUAGCAUUUGCUAUCCUGGUUUAGGAGCUAAGCUUUUAGAUUUUUUUAAAGGCGACAUAAGAAAGACAAUAAAUUGUUUGCAAUUCUAUAUGACAUCACAUAGGCAUAUUUUAAAACAAGAAAAUGCAUCUCAAGGAUAUGAUUUUAUAGAGGCAGGGGAUGAUGAAGGUUCAAGUAUGUCAUGGGCUGUUAAUGAGGAACUUGAAGAUAGAGUUACAAGUUCUAAUAUAAUUUGUAACUCAAGUUUACAAUAUUUUAUGGAUAAGCAGAUAAAUUUGCAACAUCCGUUACCAUUCCUUACAUUUAAUGUAUGGUGGACUUUACCUGAACUUUUAAAUUUCAACCAUGAUAUAGACAAAUCUUGUAGAAAGGAAAAUGAGAAACAAAAUGGUAUAUUGAAAUUAGAAACAGUAACAUCAGUAAUAGAUACCCUUUCAGUUCUUGAUAUGUUCCAAAGUAGGACAGGAGAUUUAAAUGCUGAUAUUACGUCAAACCCAUGGUUCUCUCCUGGAAGCGAUAGUUUGAUUGAAAACGAAAAUUUUGGGCACUAUGAUAGAAAUUAUGAUGUAACACAAGAUAUAUCACAAUUUUUGAUGACUAGCAACAUUAAGCAUGCACAAAGAGUUUUAAAAUAUGAGCAGAGAACUGAUGUAGAGUUUCCUUCUAUGAAUUUGCAAAGAGAUCGUGACAAAAUAUUACAUCGACAUAAAAGCUUGACUAGUUAUUUGAACCCGGCAGCUGUUUUGGACCGUAGAUCAGUUGCUUUGGACUAUUGGUCAGGUUGUCGUAGUAUAUGCAGAUCGGAAAGGUCCAAAACUGACUUAAGUAGUAAAAGAAAUAAUAGAUUCUGUCAUUACCUUAAAUCGUUAAAUAUUUUGUGUAACAAUGAGUAUUUAGAUAAGUUGGGUGAUAGUUUAUGUUGUGAAAAACAUUACUGAUUUAAUUAGUUAAUUAAUUUUCUGUUAAUCUCUAUUCUAAUAAUUUUUCUUUAAUUUAUCUUGAAAACU
This is a messenger RNA of Papilio polytes (common Mormon), 4085 nucleotides long. It is a transcript of the gene elg1, whose product is annotated as ATPase family AAA domain-containing protein 5. The record is from RefSeq and is a predicted model, not a curated record. The transcript has 2 exons. NCBI's taxonomy places the organism in Eukaryota, Metazoa, Arthropoda, Insecta, Lepidoptera, Papilionidae. Bases 312 to 4016 code for a protein of 1234 amino acids. Gene Ontology annotation, molecular function: ATP binding; ATP hydrolysis activity; chromatin binding. Gene Ontology annotation, biological process: mitotic DNA replication checkpoint signaling; DNA damage checkpoint signaling; DNA repair.